This is a messenger RNA of Phalacrocorax carbo (great cormorant), 1042 nucleotides long. Lineage: Eukaryota; Metazoa; Chordata; Aves; Suliformes; Phalacrocoracidae. The record is from RefSeq and is a predicted model, not a curated record.
GCCGGCCCGGGGGGGCGGGCGGGGACAGAGCCCCGUUGCCGGCCCCGCUCCGCGCCCCCCGCCCCGGCUCCAUCUUGUGCGCGGCCGCCGCGGAGCGGCUCCAGGGAUCCAUCUGUGGCUGACACCACGUCCUGGCCAGGCAUUUUGGGGUGCGGGGUGUGGGGAAGAGCACCUGCGGGGUUCCCGACCCCUCCCCAGGCCCCCAUCACUGCAGAUCCCGCCGUGCUGAGAUGGCGCCGGACGCCUGAGCCCCCCCAACCCCGCAGUGGGGACCAGCCAUGGAGACAGUCGUCAUCGUGGCCAUCGGGGUGCUGGCCACCAUCUUCCUGGCGUCCUUCGUGGCGCUGGUGGUGGUCUGCCGGCAGCGGUACUGCCACCCCAAAGACCUCCGGCACCACUACGACACCAAACCCAUCGUGGACCUGAUGGGGACCACCGAGACACCCUCGGAGCCCUCGGAGCUGGAGCUGGAUGACGUGGUCAUCACCAACCCGCACAUCGAGGCCAUCCUGGAGAACGAGGACUGGGUCGAGGACGCCUCGGGUCUGGUGUCCCACUGCAUCGCCAUCCUGAAGAUCUGCCACACGCUGACAGAGAAGCUGGUGGCCAUGACGAUGGGCUCGGGCGCCCGCGUGAAGUCACCCGCCAGCCUGGGUGACAUCAUCGUGGUGGCCAAACGCAUCAGCCCCAGGGUGGAUGACGUGGUGAGAUCCAUGUACCCGCCGCUGGACCCCAAACUGCUGGAUGCGAGGGCGGCGGCGCUGCUGCUCUCCGUCAGCCACCUGGUGCUGGUGACCCGCAGUGCCUGCCGCCAGCCCGCCGCCCGCCACUGGGUCGAGCGGUCGCUGGCAGCCGCCGAGGAGCACAUGGCGGUGCUGCGCCAGGCCGCCAUGGCCACCGAGACCGACCGGCCACCGGCCACCGAGGCCUUCCGACAGGAGCAGUCGGCCAUCUGAGACCCCCCCCCCGCACCCCACGUUGGCAAUAAACCCUUGGGAUGUCGUGUGUGUCCUGGCCCCCAUCGUGGGGGUCCCUGGGUCUA